Aaosphaeria arxii CBS 175.79 is the source of this 1650-nucleotide messenger RNA. RefSeq names its product HET-domain-containing protein. The transcript has a single exon. NCBI's taxonomy places the organism in Eukaryota, Fungi, Ascomycota, Dothideomycetes, Pleosporales. Bases 80 to 1480 code for a protein of 466 amino acids. The record is from RefSeq and is a predicted model, not a curated record.
AAGACUUCUCCAUUCCACAGCAAGCUUCCUAUCUCCUCUCGCACAUCCACUUCUUUGUUUUGAUUUUGGGUUAAAGACGAUGUCUACGCAAGUCGAGUAUCAUGAAGACCCUAAGUUCAACGAGAGUAUGGCUUCCACACACUCAGAAAAGAGUUUUGUCAGCGAAAUGUACAAGCACCAACCGCUCGAUACAAGCAAGCACCAGAUUCGACUGCUCAGGAUCGACACUUCAUCAGGAAAGCCAAUGCACUAUCGUCUUGAAAUAUUUGAUUACGAAAGUGUUCCACGGUAUGCAGCCCUUUCAUACACGUGGGGAAACGAUGCUUCUAAGAACGCUAUCUUCAUUGAUGGAAAACCCUUUCAAAUUCUACCUAAUCUUUUUGCAUUCCUCGAACAUUAUCAGUCGAGUGCAUACAUAUGGAUCGAUCAGAUCUGCAUCAAUCAGUCUAAUCAUCAAGAGCGGAACCAUCAAGUUUCAUUGAUGUGUAAGAUCUAUGAAGGAUGCAAGCUCAUGCUGGUCUGGCUACGAGAUGACGCAACCUUUACUCCCUCGACGAAUCAGGCAGCAACAGACUUCAUGAAAGGAGUGGAUGCGUAUUGGAAUCAAGAUACUUGCGAGAUAAAAGCCAAAGACGGCAGAGUGUCUCUCCGUUGGCCGGCACUUUCUCUGCUGCGCAAUCCAUAUUUUGAUCGAUUGUGGAUUGUUCAAGAGUUAUUGCUCGCAAAGAGUAUACUCAUUCUAGUUGAAGGCAACGUGUGGAUCCCAUGGUGUCCAUUAAGAGAAAAACAUACAAGUCUUUGGGGCGAAGUUCGAUCUUUGAUACCGAGCACCAUUUGGUUGUUAGAGGCAUACCCGACCAGAUUCUUGUUUGCCGGUCAUACCUCAAAGAGUCUAUCGUGGAACAUUACUCUCACUGCUGGAAGGUAUUUUAAUAAGAUAUGUAAAGAUCCUCGAGACAAGGUCUACGGCUUCAUGGCUCUCGUUGCCCCUUCACACAAGAUUGCAGUUGACUACCAGAAGUCGGUCCAAUGCGUAUUUCUUGACGCGAUCAUGGCGAUGAUAAGGGAUUUCUGGUUUAUGAAACGCGACAUUCCAGAAUAUGGACGCGAUCUCUUUCGAAUAAAGGGGGAUCUUGACUCCAGCAUAGAUUCAUCGCACGGCCUCGCACAAGCUAUGAUUUCCACAGAUCUUGAAAAGUAUGGUCUCAAGUCUUUCGUCGAAGGUGUAUGGGAGAGGGUUCGUCAGUAUGAAUCAACAGCCAGAUACUUGGAGCCAGGAGCUGUUGACGAGAUCGAUUGCAUUACAUCAGUCGGGUUCGAGCCAGGAAAUCAUCAAUCAUCUGGAGAUGUGCCCCGGACAACGUCUUGUGCCCGAUGGUGGUACGAGUUCGAGGGCACAAGGUACUAUCAUGACUGCAAAGAAUGGUCAGGGGAUUGGACACUCCAAGAAUAUACCGAGUCAGCCGAGGACGGUUCUUAGCCUAUUCUCGUAAUUAUGGCUGUCCAUCGAUCAAAAAGCGCAGUUAAUAUUAUCGAUGUGGCCGGGCCUUUGCAGAUUGGCGUUGUUAAAUUGGACAAAUGCUUCCACGGUUCUACUAUGUGCGCGUAUAUAUGUGUGUAUGUAUAUAUUUACAAUAAUAUCCCGCCAGC